Molecule: messenger RNA, 3083 nt
Organism: Cornus florida
Lineage: Eukaryota; Viridiplantae; Streptophyta; Magnoliopsida; Cornales; Cornaceae
Product: leucine-rich repeat receptor protein kinase HPCA1-like
Exons: 19
Coding region: 123-2924 (933 amino acids)
Biological process (GO): protein phosphorylation
Molecular function (GO): protein binding; protein serine/threonine kinase activity; ATP binding
Source: RefSeq, a predicted model, not a curated record
AACUCUGCAUUAAUGAAUUGAAUGAAACUCAUAAACAGUAGGCCACUGUCAUUAAUAUAUUUUCUAUAAAAGAGUGGUGAAGCAGGUUUCAUCUUCAUUGAGAUAUUUUCUACAAAAGAGUGAUGGGUUUAAAAGUUCAGGUCUUUCUGCUGAUUAUUUCAAUCCAAAGUGUGGUUACAAGAGUGGAGGCAGAUAAUCAAGAUUUUGCUCCUCUAAAAUCUCUCAUGGAUGGCUGGAAGAACACACCAUCCAGUUGGAAUAGCUCCGAUCCAUGUGCCAAUGAUUGGGAAGGAAUCGGGUGCACCAAAUCACGCGUGACUUCCAUAACACUAUCAAGCAUGAACUUGGCUGGUCAGCUGUCUGGAGAUAUUCAGUCACUAUCUGAGUUACAGACUCUGGAUCUAUCAUAUAACAAGGGCUUAACAGGAUCUCUUCCCUCAUCAAUUGGAAAUUUAAAGAAGUUAUCAACCUUAAUUCUGGUUGGUUGCGGUUUCACUGGUCUGAUUCCAGAUUCAAUAGGAUCUCUCCAGCAGCUGGUUUUCUUGUUUCUAAAUUCUAAUAGCUUCAGUGGACCAAUACCACCUUCCAUUGGAAAUCUAUCAAAUCUACAUUUGCUAGAUCUUGCUGAUAACAAACUGAGUGGAACUAUCCCAGUCUCUGACGGGACCAUACCUGGUUUGGAUAUGCUAGUUCAAACGAAGCACUUUCACUUUGGAAAUAAUCAUCUAUCCGGUGAAAUUCCACCUCAGCUAUUCAGCUCAAACAUGACUCUGAUACAUUUGCUUCUUGAUAGCAACCAGCUAACCGGCAGCAUUCCUUCCUCACUGGGACUUGUGCAGACUUUGGAGGUGGUGUUCUUGUCCAACAAUAAACUCACUGGUCCACUACCAAAUCUUACUGGCAUGGAUUCCCUCUCUUAUGUGGAUAUGAGCAAUAACUCAUUUGAUGCAUCAAGUCUUCCUCAAUGGGUUUCAUCCCUUCCAUCUUUGACAAUACUAAAGAUGGAACGGACGAGACUUCAAGGAAAAAUUCCAGUUGAGCUCUUCAGCCUUUCUGGAUUACAAACUGUCAUACUAAGAAACAACCGGCUUAAUGGCACCUUGGAUAUUGGCUCCAGCCAUAGCAAUCAGCUGCAACUCAUCGAUUUGCAGUCCAAUCUCAUUUCUGGCUUUACUCAAAGAGCAGAAAACAAUAUUGAGCCGAAAACAAUAAUUCUUUUAGGCAAUCCAAUUUGUGAGGAAACAAAAAUAACAGAAAAAUACUGCACCAUUCAACAGUCCAAUAUUUCAUUUUCAACACCACCACAUAAUUGUGAGCCUGCUUCCUGCAGCUCACAUCAAAUUUCCAGCCCCAGCUGUAAAUGCGCAUAUCCCUACACCGGCACCCUAUUUUUCAGAGCUCCUGCCUUCUCAAACCUGGGGAACUCGAGUGUCUUUAUUCCUCUCCAUGACAAUCUAAUGCAUUCUUUGAAGUCGCAUGGACUCCCAGUGGAUUCAAUUUCUCUGAGUAAUGCAACCAAAACUUCGGAUGAUUACCUUUUAUUGAGCCUAGAAGUUUUUCCAUCCGGCCAAGAACAUUUCAACCGAACUGGAAUUUCUCAGAUUGGGUUUGUGCUGAGAAACCAAACUUUCAAGCUCCUAAGCAAUUUUGGACCCUAUUUUUUCCUUGGUGACGUCUAUUGUCAAUUCUCAGAAGAAUCUAAACAAACAAAUAAAUCAAUUAUCAUUGGAGCAGCAGUUAUUAUCAUUGGAGCUGUUCUUGUGCUAUUGUUACUCUUUGCAGGAGUUUAUGCUUUCAAACAAAAGAAAAGAGCUGAAAGAGCUACUAAACGGAAUGAUACUUUUGACAAGGAAAAAACAAAAAUAUUAUUUGAGCUUGGAGUUCCUACAAAAUAUAUGGACAACAAGAAGGGCCACGAGUUGCAAGUAUUCGACUUCCAAAGCAUAGUGGUUGCCACAAACAAUUUCUCAGAUACAAAUAAGCUUGGAGAGGGUGGUUUUGGAUCUGUUUACAAGGGCAACUUCCCCGAUGGAGAAGUUAUAGCAAUAAAAAGGCUUUCAAGGAGUUCAGGACAAGGAUUAGUGGAGUUCAAGAAUGAGAUUUUACUCAUUGUCAAGCUCCAACACAAUAAUCUUGUUAGGCUUCUGGGAUGUUGCAUUGAAGGAGAAGAAAAACUGCUCAUCUAUGAGUAUAUGCCCAACCAAAGCCUGGACUCCUUCUUAUUCGAUCCCAAUAAAAAGUCAUCCUUAGAUUGGAAAAAACGUGUUGCCAUCAUCGAAGGGAUUGCUCAAGGACUUCUUUACCUUCACAAGUAUUCAAGAUUGAAAAUAAUCCAUAGAGAUUUAAAAGCCAGUAAUGUAUUACUUGAUGAAAAAAUGAACCCAAAAAUAUCAGAUUUUGGUAUGGCUAGAAUAUUUGGGGAGAAUGAAUCUGAAGCAAACACAAAGAGGAUUGUUGGAACAUAUGGUUACAUGUCUCCGGAAUAUGCAAUGGAGGGUCUUUUUUCGAUUAAGUCUGAUGUGUUUAGCUUUGGAGUGUUGUUGCUUGAGAUUGUAAGUGGAAAGAAGAAUCAUAGUUGCUGUCAUUUUGAACGCCCACUGAACCUUAUAGGAUAUGCAUGGGAAUUAUGGAGAGAAUAUAGAGGAUUAGAGCUUAUAGACCCAACAUUGGACAAUUUAUUUCGACGUAAUGAAGUGCUGAGAUGCAUUCAUGUGGGUCUCUUAUGUGUACAAGAUAAUCCAAUAGAUAGACCUACCAUGUCAGAUGUAAUUUCUAUGCUCACUGAGGAAACUAGAGCACUUUCUACACCUAAACAACCAGCCUUUUUCUUUGGUAGGAAUGUGCUUGAGGCAGAUAUUUCCAAAGGCAUGCCAGAAAGUUGUUCUUUCAAUAAUGUGUCAAUUUCAGAGAUGGAAGCUAGGUAAAGGUACCGAUGAUUUGUUUGCAUUAUGUAUUCAUAAUACUUUAUAUUCAGUUUUCCAAUUUAACAGCAAAGUUGUAUGAAUAAAGUGAAUUUAUUAUGUGUCCAACUCUGUUUAUAAGAAAGUUUAUAGUAUUAAUCAUUUUUCUUUUAUUUUGAGAUA